Molecule: messenger RNA, 3189 nt
Organism: Musa acuminata subsp. malaccensis (wild Malaysian banana)
Lineage: Eukaryota; Viridiplantae; Streptophyta; Magnoliopsida; Zingiberales; Musaceae
Product: receptor-like protein EIX1
Molecular function (GO): protein binding
Source: RefSeq, a predicted model, not a curated record
CAAUGCCAAGCCUUCUGACAGGAAAGAAUCAACGCCAAUACCGUGUUUCUCAGAUUAUUCCUUUCCCCCAUGAGAGAUAAACCAUUGCUCAGGUUCAUCCGACUUCCCUCGAACUGAAAGAACCGCUGCUGAGGAAGGUCUCAUGGCUUGGACCAGUAGUCCCAUCCCACUUCUUUACCUCAUAUGGAUCGGUUUUCUAUUCAGCUCUGGAGAUGUUGCUGCUUCAGGGAGAUGCAUAGAGAAGGAGAGGAAAGCUCUCCUCAGCAUCAGAACUGGCAUCUCUGAUGCUCAUGAAUGGCUAUCUUCCUGGAAGGGCAAAGACUGCUGCAGCUGGGCGGGAGUUGAAUGCAACGCCGCCACCGGUCACGUGAUAAAGCUCGACCUCCACAAUCCUGGCGGUCCAUCAUCGAACAAAAGCAAGGUGAAUCCCUCUUUGCUCGAGCUGAAGCAUUUGAGCUAUUUGGAUUUACGCUGGAACUAUUUUGAUGGUGCACCCGUUCCUGGCUUCAUUGGAUCUCUCACCGAAUUGGAAUCCUUGAACCUUUCGAGCGCCGGAUUCGGCGGAACAAUCCCCCACCAGCUUGGCAACCUAUCCAACCUGCUCUCUCUAGAACUGAGUGAGAAUACAAUUAGCGGUGGGAUCCCGGAGAGCUUGGGGAGUCUUUCAGAGUUGGUUUCGCUGGGACUAGCUCUGAAUAGCAUCAACGGAGAAAUACCAGCAACACUCGGUGAUCUGAGAAGUCUACAGAUCAUGGACUUGAGUUCUAAUAAUAUCAGCGGAGAGAUGCCAGGAACCAUCGGCAAGCUCAGAAACUUGGAAUUGCUAGACCUCUCCUCUAACAAGAUUCAGGGGGUGAUACCCGAAAGCAUAGGGAACCUCAGCAAAUUGUGGGCUCUACGUCUGCCCAACAACAAAAUCGGUGGAGCAAUGCCGGCGAGUCUUGGGAAUCUAAGUGCAUUGCAGACUUUGGACCUAUCAAACAAUCAGAUUAGCGAACAGAUACCAGAUUCAUUGGGAAACCUCUUUCGCUUAGAAUCCUUGAGUAUGAACGGCAACAAUAUAGGGGGAGCAAUACCAAGCAGCAUGGGAAAUCUAUGCAACUUGAGCAGUUUGGAUGCUUAUGGGAACAGAAUAAGAGGACAGCUUUCUGGUUUCAUCGAAGGCAUGUCAAGAUGCAGAACCAGCGGCAUUCGGUAUCUUGACCUGCAGAACAAUGAGAUCAGUGGUCCUAUUCCCAAUGAGAUAGGGAAACUUCAAAGCUUAACACGUCUUAGCCUUGGUUCGAAUUCAUUGAGUGGUCCGAUUCCUGCAUCCUUGGGGAACUUGUUUGCACUCUCUGAUCUAAAUCUUUCUUCGAACUCCCUGGUAGGGGCACUAUCCGAAGCCAACUUUGCCAAUCUAACAUACUUAGAUAGUUUGGAUCUAUCCCACAACUCGUUGACAGUGAAUGAUACCCAAGAUUGGCUUCCUCCAUUUCAAGCCACUCAGAUCAGAAUGCGCUCUUGCAACUUGGGGCCCAAGUUUCCUCCGUGGCUGCAGAACCAGACUAAGUUGAGUGUUCUUGAUCUAUCCAGCAAUGGGAUAUCAGAUACUUUUCCUGAUUGGUUUUGGAACUUGUGUUUGUCAGACUUAAAUCUCAAUGUUUCUUAUAAUUAUAUGAAAGGAGGUCUGUCGAGCUCGAUAGAGUGUUUCUGGACAGUGAUUGUUGAUUUGAGCCACAAUAACUUGGAAGGUUUCAUUCCUAGGAUGGAUCCCAUGCUUACAUUUUUGGAUCUCUCAGACAAUUUGUUCUCUGGGCCUAUUCCUCCGGCCAUGGCUGCUGGGACUGACUACUUGGCUUUCAUGCUUCUGUCCAAUAACAGACUGAAUGGCACCAUCCCAUCCUCCUUCUGCGAGGCAAAUCAUUUGGAAGUUCUCAACCUCGCCAACAAUGGCUUCUCGGGAGCACUCCCGGACUGUUGGAACGAUUCAUUAGCCUUGAAGAUAAUUGAUGUGUCAGGCAACAAAGUAUCGGGUGGCAUUCCCAAGACAUUGGGUCUUUUACCUCAACUCAAAUCAUUGCACUUGAAUGACAAUGGCCUCUCUGGUAGAAUUCCCUCGAGCUUGCAACACUGCAAGGACCUGGUGACCAUCAAUCUAGGCCAGAAUAGAUUGUCUGGUGCCAUACCCAGAUGGAUUGGGGAGAAGCUCUCGUCGUUGAAGGUACUUCGUCUGCGCUCAAACAUGUUUACUGGUGCCAUUCCGCCGCAACUAUCGCUUGUUGCCUCCCUGCAAGUGCUGGACCUCGCUCGGAACAAUCUUUCUGGUGCGCUGCCUCCAGCUUUUGGCAAUUUUAGUUCCAUGAUAUCGAUACAGAAUGAAACCAAGCCUGUUCUCGGAGAGGAAGGCACUUACUAUACGGAGAAUAUCGUCGUAGAUGCAAAGGGGCUCAAGCUGUACUUCACCACUGUGCUCUCGCUCGUGACGAGCGUAGACCUCUCGGGGAACAAUCUCUCCGGGGAGAUUCCCGAAGAGCUGACGAAGCUUCAUGGCCUCCACUUCCUGAAUCUGUCGGACAAUCGUUUCUCAGGAGACAUGCCACAAAACAUCGGUGCCAUCGGACAACUUGAAUCGCUGGAUCUUUCCAAAAACAAAUUGUCAGGUAGGAUUCCUUCGAGCAUCUCCGCCUUGAAUUUUUUGAGCCACUUGAACUUGUCAUACAACAAUUUUUCUGGAAGAAUACCGUCGGGCAGUCAACUCCGAACCUUCACCGAUCCAUCCAUCUACGCUGGGAAUCCUCAACUUUGCGGACCACCACUUUCGGACAAGUGUCCUGACGAUGCACCGUCGGAGAUCCCCACUGAGGCAAGCCAAGAAGAGGAUGUGGAUGAGGAUGAGAAUGGAAUCAUCUGGGUUUUUAUUGGCUUUGCGCCUGCGUUUGUGCUCGGAUUCUGGGGAUUCAUUGGCACAGUGAUGAUCGAUAGGAGAAGAAGGAUAAGAUACAUCCAAUUUCUUGAUAUGAUCUGUAACUGGUUUACGCAUCGGUAGGACUAAAUCUUCUGAUGCCAAAACCGAGAAUAAAUUUGUGCUACAUGAAAGUGCUUAUACUUCUAUACUUUCAAACCUACCUUUGUAUGUCAUGAAAGUGUCCCUUGUGUCCUCUCGGCGAAGAAGUAUCUCGAGCACCCGAUGUGGCUCGUAGGUAAAAA